Molecule: messenger RNA, 2386 nt
Organism: Oncorhynchus kisutch (coho salmon)
Lineage: Eukaryota; Metazoa; Chordata; Actinopteri; Salmoniformes; Salmonidae
Gene: ssr1
Product: signal sequence receptor, alpha
Exons: 8
Coding region: 134-1009 (291 amino acids)
Cellular component (GO): endoplasmic reticulum; endoplasmic reticulum membrane
Source: RefSeq, a predicted model, not a curated record
AACAUGUAUAUUUUGAAUCUGGCACGCUACCCGGAUGUGGACAAGCGCAUUUCAAUUUAGCAGUCGGAAGGAGCUGUAAGAUUUAGUGAAGCAAUAUUUCACCGGGAAGGAGGCGUACGGAUUUCGCUUCAAAAUGGUACAAUUUCUACCUAAAGUGCUUUUGCUGGUAUUACUAGCUUUCCCGGCAACGAUUAUCAUGAAAGGGCCAUUGGUGGCAGCCCAGGAUGCUACUGAGGAUGAGGAGGCAGCUGAUGAAGAUGCUGUGGAUGAUGUUGAUGUGAACACAGAGGAUGAGGAUGAUGAGGCCGAAGUUGAAGAUGAUGAAAACACAGAAUUGACGGAAGAAAAAGAAGAGGAGGAAGCCGUAGGAGGAGAAGUGAAUGCCUCCCCCAAUGCUGACACCACCAUCCUCUUUGUCAAGGGAGACGACUUCCCAGCCAACGACAUUGUGAAGUUCCUGAUGGGCUUCACCAACAAGGGAAGUGACAACUUUGUGGUGGAGUCCCUGGACGCAUCCUUUCGCUACCCACAGGACUUCCAGUUCUACAUCCAGAACUUCACAGCCCUGCAGCUGGGCAUAGUGGUGCCAGCUGGGCGCCAGGCCACCUUCGAGUACUCCUUCAUCCCAGCUGAGCCCAUGGGCGGGCGCCCCUUCGGCCUGGUCAUCAACCUCAACUACAAAGACAGCAACGGUAACACAUUCCAGGAUGCUGUGUUCAACCAGACAGUGACCAUCACCGAGAGAGAGGAUGGACUGGAUGGAGAGACGAUCUUCAUGUAUGUGUUCCUGUCUGGUCUGGGCCUGCUAGUGGUGGUAGGCCUUCAUCAGCUGCUGGAGUCCAGAAAGAGGAGGAGGCCAGCUGCUAAGGUGGAGAUGGGCACGUCCAGCCACAACGACGUGGACAUGAGCUGGAUUCCCCAGGAGACCCUUAAUCAGAUCAACAAGGCCUCCCCCAAACGGUCUCCCCGCAAGAGGACACAAAAGCGCACGGCUGGUUCGGACGAGUGACCAGGCCCCUGCCCAGUUCUGUCACUCGCGCUUGGCACCUGACACAGCCAUACCUCCCCUUGCUAGCCGUGGAAAGGCAACAGUCUUCUCUCACCACGGAACCAAGUGCCGUCCUCUUCACAAGAGACUGGUUUCUACCACUAAACUAGACAAAACAUCACAAAAAACGGUCCCAUUUGUUAAUUGUUCUGUCAAAAGAAGCGUUAUCACAGAGGUGUUGUGAUGAAGAAACAUUUUAUGCAGUUUGAGUGUGCUUUUGCGAAGAUGCAUGUCUUGAAGCAUAGGGAGGAUGGGGAUGGUGGACCGAAGUGGUUGGUUUUAGAGCUGGGUAGAUGAUAGUGGGAGAUGAUACAGUUCUGGGUUUUGGUUCUAGGUUUCUGUUUUGUUGCGACUGCCUUGUCAUAAUUUUUCACCUGUGAAUAUCUUUUGAGGCAGAAUAGUGAUUGUUAAUUUUGGUGUCCUGGAAAACUCAUAACACGCCCCUUUUUACUUUAUGUUUUGCACCGUUUAAUAUCUGCACAUUUGGGUUUCUGUCACAUUGUUGUCCUCUGCAUGGUGGCACAGAGGAGGCCUGGCUUCAAGUCUUGUUAUUGGUAGUGCACUGCAACGUUCAACCAUCUUUGAUGAUUCUGUGAACAUAAUGAGGAUAUGGUGGACUGUCAAAGUUUUCCCUCAAUGUGCCUUUUUUAUUUUUACAUUUGCAUUCUUCAUAUUCCCAAAAUCGAUUUACAUCAAGUACAAGUAUGAAUUCAGGAUUAGAUUUUUUUUACUUUUGUAAGACUGCAAUCUGAAUAAAGGUCCAGCACUGGUGUACAGUAUCUACUGGGGAAUACAGAUGAGUGAACUGCAAAGAUCAUUUAUUCCUGGCUAAUGGGUUUUUAUACUGCAUUUCUUGACUUGUCUGGGAUUACUACUUGUGCAUUUUAGAAGCACAGUACAUUUACUACUGUAUCAUAGCCUGUUCAUAGUAACUUAUGAGAGGGACUCUGGACUAACUGUUAGGCACUGACACAGUUAGGCAAUUAAAUGGUCUCUGGACUAACUGUUAGGCACUGACACAGUUAGGCAAUUAAAUGGUCUCUGGACUAACUGUUAGGCACUGACACAGUUAGGCAAUUAAAUGGUCUCUGGACUGUCAAAUGUAUGUAAACAAAACAUUUUUGCAAAUAAAUCGCACCCCUCCCCCUCUUUCACUGAGCUUUUUAAUGACCAUUUGAGAAUGGAUGGAUCCCAAGUAGAUUUCUUUCUCUGUGAUAUUGUUGCAAACUUGAAUGAUUAUUUGUUUUUUCUCUGCCGAGUAUGUAAGUGAAGUGUUCAUUUUGGAGACUGGUACAUCUUGAUGUAGAAAACAGAAAAAUUAAAGUGGAGAUGAGAAUA